Messenger RNA from Impatiens glandulifera, 1427 nucleotides. RefSeq names its product phosphoribosylformylglycinamidine cyclo-ligase, chloroplastic/mitochondrial-like. Gene Ontology annotation, cellular component: cytosol. Lineage: Eukaryota; Viridiplantae; Streptophyta; Magnoliopsida; Ericales; Balsaminaceae. The record is from RefSeq and is a predicted model, not a curated record. The transcript is spliced from 9 exons. Bases 156 to 1349 code for a protein of 397 amino acids. Gene Ontology annotation, biological process: adenine biosynthetic process; 'de novo' IMP biosynthetic process. Gene Ontology annotation, molecular function: phosphoribosylamine-glycine ligase activity; phosphoribosylformylglycinamidine cyclo-ligase activity.
CCCUAAUCAUCAUCUCUCCUCAUUCCCUUGAUCCUCGCCGACUUUUGCUGUGCUCUUACCUUACCUUAGUUCCUAAGCCUACCGCCGACGCUUCCCAGUCGUCCACCUUCAUCGGCCGAGAGCCGUCCACUGUCCAGCCUCCAGUCUUUCCCGCCAUGUCUACAUCCAUCGGAGCCAAGGCAGGGUUUUCCAGAUGCUUACCUGAUUGGAAUAAAUCAUUGGCUGAGGUUCCACCCGCACCCAAGUUGUCAUCUUGCAGGCCAGUCUUCAAUUAUGGUUUGAAAAGGCUUCCUGCUCUCUCUAUGGAUUUUGGGAGAGCUGGUUCUAGUAGAACAUCAAAGACUGGGGUGAUUGUUCACAUGUCAACUGGUGUAAGUGAAACUGCUGGUCUGACUUACAAGGAUGCUGGAGUUGAUAUAGAUGCAGGUUCUGAACUGGUGAGAAGAAUUGCAAAAAUGGCACCAGGAAUUGGUGGCUUUGGAGGACUUUUCCCUCUGGGUGAUUCUUAUCUUGUAGCCGGUACAGAUGGUGUGGGAACAAAGCUUAAGCUGGCAUUUGAAUCUGGAAUUCAUGAUACUAUUGGGAUUGAUCUGGUUGCAAUGAGUGUCAAUGACAUUGUUACUUCUGGAGCAAAGCCUUUGUUUUUCCUUGAUUACUUUGCCACAAGCCAUCUUGAUGUUGAUCUUGCUGAAAAGGUUAUAAGAGGAAUUGUUGAUGGUUGCCAACAAUCUGAUUGCACUCUUUUGGGAGGAGAGACUGCAGAGAUGCCGGGCUUCUAUGCAGAUGGCGAGUACGAUCUAAGUGGCUUUGCUGUUGGUAUAGUUAAGAAGGAGGCUGUCAUUGAUGGAAAAAACAUUACAGCUGGUGAUGUUCUCAUCGGGCUGCCAUCUAGUGGGGUUCAUUCUAAUGGUUAUUCACUUGUUAGAAGAGUUUUGGAUCAAAGUGGACUUUCCCUAAAAGAUGAACUUCCAGGUGAAAACAUUACAUUAGGUCAAGCUCUUAUGGCUCCUACUGUUAUUUACGUGAAACAGGUACUUGACAUUAUAAGCCAAGGAGGUGUUAAAGGAAUAGCUCACAUAACGGGUGGUGGAUUUACAGAUAACAUUCCUAGGGUUUUUCCAAAAGGGCUUGGUGCACUUAUUUACAAGAACUCCUGGGUAAUCCCUCCUGUCUUCAAAUGGAUUCAAAAGGUGGGAAGAAUUGACGACGAUGAAAUGUUGAGAACUUUCAAUAAUGGAAUUGGGAUGGUUCUUGUGUUGAGCAGAGAAGCGGCGGAGAGCAUACCGAAAUCUGCUUAUCGAAUUGGUGAAGUAGUAGUUGGUGAUGGUGUGACUUAUAAGAUAAUAUGAAGUUAUUUAUUUAUGAGAAUUUGAGUGUACAGAUUUCCAGAAAGUAUGGCUAUUAUUAAAUGAGGUUUGUAUUUUGAA